GCUUAGCCGACUGAGCCACUCAGAUGCUCCAUCCCUUGAGUUUUUGAGGUAAAACCAAAAACACUUCCUGUGAGCCAAGCAUGAGGAUAUCGUGCCAGUUCUAUUAUGGAAUAUCCAUGGGUGGCCCUGAAACCAGGCGAAGUGUGACUUGUAAGUUAAUGAUUACCCUAGCAGUUGAUUAAACUACUUGCUUUCACUAGACUGCAAGCAGUUCACCUGCAGAGGAGUCUCCAAAAAGCAACAUGUUCCCUUUGCUCUUUGGGGCUGGACUGGUGGUUCUGAACCUAGUGACUUCUGCUAAGAGCCAGAAGACAGAACCCCUUAGUGGCUCUGGGGACCAGCUGCUCUUCCAUGGAGCAGAUCGAUCUGACUUUGCCAUCAUGAUCCCUCCAGCAGGCACAGAAUGCUUCUGGCAAUUUGCCCGCCAGACUGGAUACUUCUAUUUCAGUUAUGAGGUGCAGCGGACACUGGGAAUGUCACAUGACCGACAUGUUGCUGCCACUGCACACACCCCACAGGGUUUCCUCAUAGACUCGUCUCAGAGUGUUCGAGGCCAGAUAAACUUCUCUACCAAAGAAACAGGUUUUUAUCAGCUUUGUCUAAAAAAUCAGCAAAAUCACUUUGGUUCGGUGCAAGUGUACCUCAAUUUUGGAGUCUUCUAUGAGGGGCCUGAGAUGGACCACAAACAGAAGAAUGAAAGAAAACAACUGAAUGAUACUCUGGAUGCCAUUGAGGAGAGUACACGGAAGGUGCAGAACAAUAUCUUCCACAUGUGGCGAUACUACAACUUUGCCCGUAUGAGGAAAAUGGCUGACUUUUUCCUUCUCCAAUCAAACUAUAACUAUGUGAACUGGUGGUCAACAGCUCAGAGCCUUGUUAUUAUUCUUUCUGGAAUCCUGCAGCUGUAUUUCUUGAAGCGUCUCUUCAAUGUCCCAAAGACUACAGACACGAAAAAGCCAAGAUGCUAA
This is a messenger RNA of Neogale vison (American mink), 968 nucleotides long. It is a transcript of the gene TMED6, whose product is annotated as transmembrane p24 trafficking protein 6. The record is from RefSeq and is a predicted model, not a curated record. Gene Ontology annotation, biological process: endoplasmic reticulum to Golgi vesicle-mediated transport; intracellular protein transport; Golgi organization. The transcript has 4 exons. Lineage: Eukaryota; Metazoa; Chordata; Mammalia; Carnivora; Mustelidae. The coding region runs from base 243 to 968 and encodes 241 amino acids. Gene Ontology annotation, cellular component: endoplasmic reticulum-Golgi intermediate compartment; Golgi apparatus; COPII-coated ER to Golgi transport vesicle.